AUCUAGUUUAUUUUUAAAGGAAUAUUAAAACAUUCAAUAAACUGUUAAUCAUAUAUUAUACAUCAUGCGAGCAGCAUUACGUGUAUUGCUAAUAGCUCUGUUAAUAUCACCAUGUCUGGCAGAGCAGCCGCGCGGACGGCUGCUUGUGUUUGGCGAUGAUCUGGGCGACACAGGAAACUUGCGAAAGCUGACAAACAACAGCAGCAUCGGGUACAGCGGCGGGCGACUAACGAACGGGCCGGUGUUCGCAGAAUACAUGGCAACAAUGCUGAACAAGCAGCUCAGCAGUUUCGCCUACGCUCAGUCUGCUAUCGACGACACAUGGUUGAGUCCCGAGGCGGACGGCCACCAGGUGCCCAGCCUCGACGACCAAAUCGUCAAAUUUGCCGAUGCCGAGCGCGACUGGAUUAGACGCAAGUCAGAGCCACGGAACAGUAUUGUGGUAAUAAGUGCUGGAGCGAGUGAUGUGCUGCGCCAAAAAGAGCCCCUCAGUGCGCUCAACAUGGAGCUUUCGCAGAAGCUGGUUAAGGGCGUGUUUCGGCAGAUAGAUAGGGUGCAGAAACUGGGGUUUGACAGCAUUGUUGUGGCAAAUUUGCCUGCGCUGUAUGCAUUGCCGCGGUGGCAGGUGUCGGCGUCGGUGGAUACUUUGCGCAGCUUCGUUCGGGCCACCAACACCCUGUUUCGCGAGCGGCUCGUGGACAGGGGCGGGGGCAGCGCCAGUUUGCGGCUGUGGCUCUUGGACGUGGAGGACUUCCAGCUGGUCACGGCAAACGCUACGUUUGCUAGGUCCAUCGGGGCCAGGAACACCAGCGGUGCAUGUAUCACUGCGGCGGGGAGUUGCAAGGACCCUGCGGAUUUUGUGUUUUAUGAUGAUGUGCAUAUGGAUAUGCGGCUGCACCAUCUGCUGGGCCUGGCUGCUGCCACGAUGGUGCAGGGCGGCGAUGUGCAGUACGAUGCCACUUAUUUCGGACAGCUGGCCAAGGAGUAUGACAUUGGCGUGCUGUACCAUACGACUGCCACGAUGUUUGACGAUUCGAGCACAGGGCCAGAUGGCAUGGCGGCAACGGCGGCGGCAGCGGCGGCGACUGACCCUUUGCUCACAGUCACAUCGAGCUCUGUGGCCAAUUGCUCGCUGACAGUCAUGUGCACAUCGGUGACUCAGUCAUCGGUUGUGCUGGAGCAGCGGCUGCAAUCCAACAGUCAGGGGAUGAUGGGGUUUGGCUUCGCAGGAAUUUGGUGGCAGCAGGCAUAUAUUUGUAUUGCUUGGUUGCUGGUGUUUAUGUAACGAGUUUUGUUGCUUUUCGCUAGAUUCACUUUUUUUAUUAUUCUGCUUGAGUGGCGGUUGAUUUGUCAAUAGAAGGAAUCUGUCGAGUAUUGAUUACUAUUUUACACUUUGUGUGUAUUGAAAAAGCACAUGUUAAUCUAUACUACAGUAAAUUGCUUGCUUGCUCACAAAAACAUAUUGGUUCUGUAAAGCCACAUCUUAACAAACCUCUGUAUGUCCGCG
Messenger RNA from Kickxella alabastrina, 1507 nucleotides. RefSeq lists its product as uncharacterized. Gene Ontology annotation, molecular function: hydrolase activity, acting on ester bonds. Bases 65 to 1285 code for a protein of 406 amino acids. The record is from RefSeq and is a predicted model, not a curated record. Lineage: Eukaryota; Fungi; Kickxellomycota; Kickxellomycetes; Kickxellales; Kickxellaceae. The transcript has a single exon.